This is a messenger RNA of Closterium sp. NIES-67, 8084 nucleotides long. The record is from the annotation of a GenBank genome assembly. NCBI's taxonomy places the organism in Eukaryota, Viridiplantae, Streptophyta, Zygnematophyceae, Desmidiales, Closteriaceae.
CUCUCCAGCCUCGAAGCUGAAACCCUAAUUUCUUGAUGCCAUUGCCAUUGAUAGGCAAGGUUGUUCGUUUAGGGUUGUGUCUGCCUGGUUGAAUCAAAUAGUGAAUUGUUACGAGGCUUCACGUUAGACCUCAAUUUUGUGGAGAAAGCCCGCGAAGGGCCCGCUACCUGCUUGUAUGCUCAAUUCCUAAGGGUAUCACAUAACGCAACGUUGUCUAGGGUUGAUUUGGAAUCGCCAUUUGCUAGAAAGGCAGCAGCUGCAGCAUCGAGCCACCGUGUCCCACUUUUCAGCAGCUCCCGUUAUCAGCGUCCAGUACGACUAGUGAAUGAAUCGGGAGUCCACUUCAAAAUUUGUUAUUGGAUUCGUUACUCGCUAAAAGUGCCCAGAUGUAACGCCCAGCCAUGGUGUCGCGUUUCUCAGUUGCCAUGGGGUCGCGCUUUUUAACAUCCAGCACGACUGUUGCACCGGCUGGUUCCUUAGAGCGCUGUCCAAUGUAACUUAAAGCCAGGGACCCAAGUGUCUAGAACUUGGGGAAAGUGAUUUACAGUAGGUUGGGAAACCAGGUUUUGUGUCGUGAGGGUGCGUGAAUUGCAACACUCGCAGGCGAUUUCACUGGUGCCUACAGCUCACCGGCCAAUCAGUAGUUUUAGUCCCAACCAACUGUUUUACAGUCGUUACUCGUUGGUGGAGGCCCCAUUUGUAGCAGCGAGUCCAGUAGGGGUAACACCGAGCCAUGGUGUCGUGCUUUUCCGUCGAGCCAAUUCACAACGACAAGUACGAUUAUUGUUAUAUCGAGAUUGAUCAUCUCCAUCAAGCAUUGCUGAUGUAAUUCGGACUCGUUAAUAAAGGCCUCACUUGUAGCAGCGAGCCAUGGUGUCGUGCUUCUCCGUCGCGCCGAUACACAACGACAAGUACGACUAUUACAUCGACGAUUACAUCUCCGACGAUGACCCGAACCUCGACCCGGACGUACGUACACUUCGCAAGGCGAAGCAGCGGCGGUACGAGGAGCGGCUCGCGAGGGAAGCGGCGAAAGCGGCGGAGGAGCGGGAGAAGAUCCGGCAGAGAGUGGGGGGAAUGGUGGUGGUAGGGGUGGAGGCGAAUGAUGGCGAUCAGAGGGUCGUGGAUUUCGCGAUGGAGAAUUUGGUGCGGCGAGGGGGGAAGCUGGUGCUCGUGCACGUCGCCACUGUCACUCCUCUGGUGCAGUCCGGUCCAGGCCGGGGCGAUAAGCGCGAGGUGAAGAGCAAGGAGCGGGCGUGGUGGGGCGGCUACAACCUGCACAUGUCGCAUGAGGUCGCACGCCUGCUGAAACCGCACAGGCGACACUGCAGAGCCGCUGGGAUGGAGGUUGAAGUGCGCAUAGUGCGAGGCAAGUCAGUGCCGCACACUCUACUCAAAGAGGCUGCUGCUCUCUCAGCAACCACGCUGCUGCUGGGGGGCCAGGGGCGGAGGGGCAAGGGCAAGGAGAGUGCGCCGGGGGGAGGGGAGGGCGCGAGCGAGGAGCGGAGGAGGAGGGAGGCGGCAGCAGCAGGGGGGUUGAGUCUGGUGGAUGGGGUGCAGAUCAGCAGGGCAAGGCACUCAGGCACCAACACGGCCAGCUACUGCUCCAGGCGGCCCCCGAUGGGGUGCGUGGUGCUGGUGGUGGACGCCUCGUCUUCGCGCGUGGUGCUGCAGUCAGGCAACGUUGACUUCCGCUACCCAAAUGAUCCUAUCAGGGGUAGGCUCCGGCCAAGUGCCAGCCGCGCUCGCACUGUUGGUGCUGGUGCUGGGGGUGGGGGUGCUGGUGGCGGGGAUGGGGUUGGAGGUGGGGGUGCUGCUGCUGGUGGCGCAAGCGCUACUGGUGAUAUUGUCGCUGUGCCUGCCGCUGCUUCGACAAGCUCGUCUACCGAUGCUGCUGCUGCUGCUUCGGCACCCACUAAUGGCUCGCCUGCACCUAUCACUGCUUCCCAUGGUACUACUGCCGCGUCGGCUACCCCUGCUGCUGCUGCUGCUGCUGCUGCUGCUGCUGCUUCCUAUGCUGCUCGCACUGCUGCACGGAGCACGUCUGUCAGCACCGCAAUCGCUGUGGCCGCAGCAGCGGCUGCAACUGCAGUCAGGGCAGGGUCGGCUGGUGCCUCUGCGUGGGAGGCUCCUCCCUCUUCCACUGCCCAGGCUGCUGCUUCUUCUGCUGCUCCUACCGCUGCUUCAGCUGCUGCUUCUGCCAACUCCCCUCCUGCCCCUCCUGCCUCUGCUGCUGCUACUGCUGCUGCUGCUGCUGCGUCAACCCCCCCUGCAGCAGCAGCUGCUGAAAUUGCUGGAGAUAUCGCUUCUGGUAUGGCUGGUAGGAAUGUCUAUUCGCCUCAUCCCUCUCCUCCUCCCUCGCCCUCCCAUUCUUCUUCCUCCUCUCUGUCGUCAUCAGCUAUUCCCGUCGCUUACCCUCCUUCUUCCGACCUCACUGCUGCUGAUGCUGCUGAUGCUGACACUGACGCUGCUGCUGAUACCGAUGCUGCUCUUACUGAUGCUACUGCUGGUCCUUGUGGCACAGCACGAGCUUUUGCUGCUGCCAGUGGUGCUGUCAGCACGGGCGGUGCUGCUGCUGGCGGCUUUAUCACAGCAGCUACAGCAUUAGGCAGCAGCAACCACUCGCAAAAACCCACACCCAGGACUGCUGCAGCAGGGUCUCCGGGCGGUCUGCCAGCACACACGCUUAAAGCCAACACAGUCUACUACCCCCCUGGAGCAAUGCCAUACAGCAGUGCCUUCUCGGGUGGUUACAUUGUUGCCAAUAGCCAUCAUCAUCACCAUCAGCUCACUCCCUCCUCCUCUCUCUCCUCCUCCCCUUCCAUCUUACACACUCGCUCGUCUCACUCCUCAAGCUCGUCCAGUACCCUUUCCCACCCUCCCUCAGCCUGUCAGUUGCAACCCGCACCAGUGUCGGUAUUAGUGCCCGUACCCGUACCAGCAGCAGCAGCAGCAGCAGCAGCAGCAUUAUCAGCAAAGAGGCCUGAACCAGAGAGAGUGAUGGUAUCAGAGGGAGUGCCAGCGUGGCGCUUGGGUGGUGUUGACGAUGCGGCGAGCGUUCAGAGCUACAGAAACAGCCUUCAUGGGGUGAAGGAGGAGGACGAGGGGGAGGAGGAGGAGGAGGAUGGGGAGGAGGAGGAGGAGGGAGAGGAAAAGAGAGAGGAGGAAGAAGAGGGGGAGGAGGGAGGGGAAAGAAGGGUGGUGGAAGAGGAGGGUUGUGAGGAGGAAGGGGAUGGAGAAUCCAGUUGGAGUAGCUGUGGGAGUGGUGGGAGGGAGUUGGAGGAGAGGGGGGAGAGGCGGGGGGUGAGGAGAGAGGAGGGGAAGGAGGGGAGGGGAGGGGAGGAGGUAGUGGUGGUGGAAAGAAGCUCGUCCGUAGGGCAACCAGGGAGGGUAGAAGAACGACAAGGGGGGCUGGAGGGGGGAAGGAAAAGGCGAGCACAUGUGGUUGUGUGUGAAACGAUUGAAGAUAAAUGGCAGCAGCAGCAGCAGCAGCAGCAGCAGCAGCAGCAGAGACAGCAGCAGCCGCAUACUCAGCAGGUUUUGGAGGGGAGAACUCUCAGUGAAACACGUGCCUCAGGUCAUACUCUUGUGAGGCAAGGCAGCAGCAUGAGCAGCAGAAGCAAUGGCAGCAGGAGCAUUGGCAGCAGGAGCAAUGGCAGUGGCAGCAGUAAGGGGGUGAUAGCAGGGGGGCAGCAGUAUACUCGGCCCAGCCACAGCAGAGGGGGUGGCAGCUGGGGAGGGGCAAGCCUAGAUGGGGGGAGGAGUGUGGAUGGCAGGAGUGUGGAUGGCAGGAGUGUGGAUGACAGGAGUGUGGAUGGCAGGAGUGUGGAUGGGAGGAGUGUGGAUGGGAGGAGUGUAGAUGGGAGGAGCAUAGACGGCAGGAGUGUAGACAGCAGGAGCACCACCAACACCACAGUCACCAACACCACGAGCAGAUAUCUGUACAGACCACUAGAAAGCCUCACCUCUUGUUCUUCAUCAGUCUCCUCCUUCUCCUCCCUCACUCCCCCCUUCACUCCCCCCCACCACCCCCACCACCACCCCUCUCGGCCCCCGCCCAAUCGCCCAUCCUUUCGAGGCAGACUAGGGUCUGGGGGGGUGAAUGGGCCAUACCCUUCUGGUGAGCUGGUUACCAACAGUGGGAUGGUUACAAAUAGCCGGCUGGUUACGAACAGUGGGGCAGUAACUAAUGGUAGCAGCGGGUGUUACGAGAGUGGGAGUGUGAGUCGGUUUAUGGAGGAGAGUGAGAGUGUGAGAGUGGUUUCUGACUUGGCAAACAUUAACAUAGAGCAUAGCAGCAUGCACAGGCAUAAAAUCUUUGAGGAUUCCCAAAACGCAUCUGACUUGGUGACAAACAUUAACAUAGAGCACAGCAGCAGCUGUAGGCAUAGGCAGGGAGGGGCCAGUCGGAGAUUGGACCAGGGGCUAAGGGAGGGUGGGCAGAACGAACCUGAGCACGGACAAGGGUGGAAGCAGGGGCAGGGGCAGGGGCAGGAGCAGGAGCAGGAGCAGCAGGAGCAGGAGCAUGGUCCCGAGCAUAGUCGAUUUUUGAGGCGCCUCAAAAAUCAGGAGCAGGAGCAGCAGGAGCAGGAGCAUGGUCCCGAGCAUAGUCGAUUUUUGAGGCGCCUCAAAAAUCAGGAGCAGGAGCAGCAGGAGCAGGAGCAUGGUCCCGAGCAUAGUCGAUUUUUGAGGCGCCUCAAAAAUCAGGAGCAGGAGCAGCAGGAGCAGGAGCAUGGUCCCGAGCAUAGUCAGAGCCAGAGGCAGGGGCAGGGGCAAGAGCAGGGGCAGGGUCAGGACCAGUUGAGAGUAGAUGCUGGGCCACAAUGGCAAUCAGAAGGGAGUGUGAGAGAGGAAGCAGCAGGGAGCGGUGAGAUGGGGGGAAGCGGGACUGAUGUAGUGGAUGCUGGCCGGGUAGCAGCAGGUGGGGUGGCUGCAGGCCAGGUGGCGGGAGCAUGCCAGGUGGCGGGAGGGGAUGGGAGGAAAGAUGAGGGCAAGGGUGGGUGGAGUGUGAUGGGAUUGCUGAAGCUGGGGGGAAGAAGCUUUGGUCAUGAUACUUCCACUGCUGCUGCUGCUGCUGCUGCUGCUGCUGCUGCUGCUGCUGCUGCUGCUGCUGCUGCUGCUGCUGCUGCAGUUGCAUCCUCGGAUCCUCAUAUUUCAUCCCAAGUUGCAACUGCUGCUGCCGACUCCACUGCAGCUGCAGUGACUGGCUCCCCUGGCUUGACAGGCUGGUUCAAAAUCUCGUCCAGUGCACACCAGCAGAGGGGCACUCUUCUUGGUGCAGUAUCAGAGAACCAUGGGGAAGCAGGUACGGACGCAGGCACGGGUGCAGGCACGGACGCAGGCACGGGUGCAGGCACGAACGCCAAGGCAAACGCCCCUCUCCAUGCCUGUGUUUCUGGGGACCUGCCAGGUGCACCGUUGCAGCCCCUAGACGUUCCUCAUGGGGCGAAAUGCCCCCCAAUGGAUGCCCUUCAUCGCCCCACUCACAACAACCCUCUUUUGAACCGCCGGCCGUGGCCCAAGCACCUCCCAGCGCCCCUUGCCCCGCACUCAAUUGUAGAGCAUGGAGAGCAGGGGGAUGCAGCGCGCUCAGCCACUCAAGCCUCGGUCUCAUCUGCACAGUCCUCACUUCCUCACACCACGCAUGCUACUCACCAGGGUCAAAAUGACCUCACCUCUCCCCGCCAUCUACCUUCUGCUGCUGCAGCUGCUGGUGCCGCCGCCGCCGCCGCCACUGCCACUGCUGCCGCUGCUACUGCCUCUGCUGCCGCUGUCCGCAGUGCUGAUGGUGCUGCAAGUGGUGAUAACAAGGCUGUUCCCACUGCUGCUGCUACUGUUGCUGCUGCUGCCACCGUCUCUCUAGCUGCUGGCUCGCAGGCUGCUGCUGCGCAGCUGCCGAAGCAGGCAUCAGGCACUCGCAAGCCCAGGCGAAACCAUCCAAAAGGAGUUACCCCAGUAGCUACUUCCUCUGUCGCUUCCCCUGCUGUGAACCCUGCUGCUGCAUGCAAACCCUUAGAGUCUGCUCAGUCUGCCACUGGAGCUGCUGCUGCUGCUGCCGCUGCUGCUCCUGGUGGAUUGGGUUCUCUCAGGCCCCCUGUUCCUGCAGUCUCUGGAUCUUCAUACGAUCUGGCUUCUCGGUUUGAUGUUCCAAUCCCUUCCUGUGCCCCUGCUGCCUCUGCUGCCUCUGCUUCUGCUUCUGCUUCUGCUGCAGCAUCCAAGCAGCCAAUACUGCCAGAUGCCCUUCUCAAUCACGUGUUUCCCAAGCAUCAGGCAGAGCAGCAGUCGCAGAAGCAAGCAGGGCAGCAGUCAAAUGCUGCAGGUACAGGCCAACCCCUCCCCUCCUCCUCGCCCUCUCCCCACCCCGUUCCGCCCCUUCCCUCGCACGCCCCUCCCUCCCGCGUCUUCUCCCUUAAAGAGCUCGUUGCAGCCACGGGCAAUUUCGCCCGGGAAAACAUGAUAGGCAAGGGGGGUUACGCGCACGUGUAUAAGGGGAAGCUCAAGCUUGCUGCAGGGGGGAGCACGGGCGGCAGCGGCGUGGGGUUGAGGGGAUCUGGGGGUAGUAAGGUGGUGAGGGUGGCGGUUAAGAGAGUGUAUAAGAAAGGGCGGAGUAGGGACAAGGAUGGGAAGAAGGGUAAGGAGGAGGCGGAGAAGCAGAAGAAGGGAGAGAACGAUGGAAAAGAGGCGGACGUUGGAGGAAAGGUAGGAGGAAAUGGCGAGGAGGGGAGAGAUGAGGGGAAAGGAGCCGGAAAAGAGGAGGAGGAGAGCGAGGAUGAGGAGCGUAGAAAGGAGCGAGAAGCAGAGGAGAACGAGCGGUUUCUUACCGAGGUGCGAAUAGUGGAGCGAGCGGGCGUGCACCCGAACAUAGUGAAGCUUCUAGGAUACUGCAUGGAGGGCGGCGAGCACAUCAUGGUGUAUGAGCUGGCGGGGAAUGGCAGCGUGGAGCGCAACUUGCACUCCAAGACAAGGGAUGUGAUGCCGUGGGAGCGGCGCGUGCAAGCUGCGAUCGGGGCGGCGAGAGGGCUGGCGUAUCUUCAUAGUGGGUGUAGGAGCAGUGUAGAUGGGAGCAGUGCAAAUGUGGCAGCAGAUGAGGGCGCAGCCAAGGGAGCAGGAGGAGAAGGAGGGGGAGGAGGGGGAGGAGGGGGAGGAGGGGGAGGAGGGGGAGGAGGGGGAGGAGGGGGAGGAGGGGGAGGAGGGGGAGGAGGGGGAGGGGAAGGAGCCGUAGCAGCAGCAGCAGGAGGAGGAGGAGAGGGAGAGGGGCGCAUAGUGCAUCGGGACAUCAAGACAGGCAACAUUCUAGUGGGCACCGAUUGGCAACCGCUGGUUGCUGAUUUCGGCCUCGCUCGCUGGAUACCCUCGCCUCCCCCACCCACCUCUACAUCCUCUUUACAAGCCUCCUCGACAUCCUCUACAAAUGGCUCUUCUAAUAAACCCGCUAUUGAUGGCUCCAUUAAGUCGCCUAUAGAGGGUACGGUGGGGUACAUGGCUCCAGAGUACUUCCUAAGGGGCCGGCUUUCCACCCACACCGACACAUACGCGUUUGGAGUGCUGCUGUUGGAGCUUAUAACGAGUCGCAGGCCCGUGGACCCCAGGCGGAGCAAGGAGGAGCUUGAUCUGGUGCAGUGGGCCCUCCCCCUCCUGGACUCUGGUCGCCUGCACAUGCUAGUAGACCCGCGUCUAGAGGGAUCUGUGGAUGCCUCCUCUCUGCACCGCAUGGCUGCUGCUGCCAUGCUCUGUCUGCGCCACACCCCCUCCCUCCGCCCCUCCACGCACCAAGUCACUUUGCUGCUGGAAGGGGCCUCCCUGGAUUACAAGCAGUUGUACCUGCACUGGACGAGUCUGCGGGACCCUGCUCGGCCCACUACGGCCGAGAGCAAACGAAUGGCUGCUGCCAAAGCUGCGGCGGUGGGGGGAAUACGUAAUAAGGAUCAGGAAGAGAAGAGGCAGGAGGAUGAUGUUAAAGAGGGACAAAAAAACAUGGAGAAGCUUCAAGAAAUGGGAGCAUGAUCAUUGUUGGCUGUUGUAAGCUAUGAAUGUGCUAAUGUAUGCUUGUAAAUGUGGUCCUGGUUCAUAGCGUUGUUUUCUGU